Messenger RNA from Chanos chanos (milkfish), 3045 nucleotides. RefSeq names its product RAB11 family interacting protein 1 (class I) b (gene rab11fip1b). The coding region runs from base 1 to 2754 and encodes 917 amino acids. NCBI's taxonomy places the organism in Eukaryota, Metazoa, Chordata, Actinopteri, Gonorynchiformes, Chanidae. Gene Ontology annotation, cellular component: intracellular membrane-bounded organelle. Gene Ontology annotation, molecular function: small GTPase binding. The record is from RefSeq and is a predicted model, not a curated record. The transcript has 5 exons. Gene Ontology annotation, biological process: regulated exocytosis.
AUGUCUUUGGCAGACCAGAGUCAACAGUGGUACCCUACGAGCGUGCAGGUAACGGUGCUCCAAGCAAAGGACCUUCGGCUCAAGGGAAAGAAUGGUACGAACGACGCUUACGCCAUCAUGCAAGUGGCCAAAGACAAGUUUUCCACCUCGGUGGCCGAAAAAAGCGUCGCUCCUGUUUGGAAGGAAGAGGCCACGUUCGACCUGCCUUUGUUUCACCACGGAAAUGUGGAAAGCUGUACCUUGCGCGUUCAGGUUAUGCACCGAGCUCUGGUGGGACCUGACAAACUGCUCGGGCAGGCGGUUAUUAAUCUGCUGGAGCUCAACGAGAAUAAAGCCCGCAGUAAAACAGAAUGGUUCAAGCUGUUGGAUAAGUCGGGAAAACAGGACAAGGAGAGGGGGGAGGUGCUACUGGACAUCCAGUUCAUGAAGAACAACAUGACGGCCAGUAUGUUCGACCUGUCCGGUCAGGAAAAGAAACGCUCGCGCAUCGGAAAACUCAAGGACAAGAUGCGCGGGAAAAAGAAAGAAGGCCUGUCGGACUCCGCCUCAGCCGUAGUGCCCUCCUCAGGGCAGGUCCUGACGGACAGUGAGGGGGAGGAGGCCGGAGAGAGACAGGAGGAAGGAGAGGAUGGGGGCGACUCCACCACCAGCACCAAAAAGAAGAAAAAGAUCAAGCUGAAGUCGCUCUUUGGUUCCAAAUCCAACUUGCAGCGUAACGUCUCUCAGUCCAUGUCCACGCUGGGCGCCCUCCCUGAGAAAGACUCGGUCAUAAGCUCCAGCAGAUCAUCUGGGCUCAACGUGGAUUCUCCUGACGGCAAGAAGAAAUUCAAGUUCCUGACGCACAAGCGCACAGACAGCUCGGACAGUAAGGUGUCUCUGGGGGUGUUUUCCCUAUCGGGUCACUCCAGGCAGGGUUCUGCCAGCCACAGUAACCUCUGCAUUAAUGGCAGUCACGUCUACACAGAGGAACCAGAAUCUCGCAGCCCUAGAACAGGCUCCACCCUUAGUCUGAACAGCUCUGGGCGCGGCUCUCUGGAGGACCUCCGCAGAACGGGCCGACACAACUCCAGCACCUCAAUGGACUCGCUCAAGACCUCAAAUCAACCUAGUCAGUCAGUAUCAGAGCAGGAGCGCAUGAAAGAAGAGCAGGAGGAGGAGGAGGAACAGAGGAGGCAGGAAGAGAAGGAGAGAUUGAGACAGGAGCAAGAGGCAAAGAGCAGAAUUGAAGAGGAGAAAAGACAACAGGCGGAAGAGGAGGAGAGGAGACGGAUUGUAGAGGAGCGGAGUAGAAUGGAGGAGGAGCGGAAAAGGAUGGAGAGAGAGGAAGAAGAGGAGAGAGAGAGGAUGGAAAGAGAGAGGAGAAGGAUUGAGGAAGAGGAAAAGAUGAGGUUAGAGGAAAUGCAAAGGCAGGAAGAAGAGAAAAGAAGGCUUGAGAUGGAACAGAGGAUGAGAGAAGAACAGGAGAGGAAAAGACAGGCGGAGGAGGAAAGGCAGAAAAUGAUCGAGGAGGAGAGAAGGAGAAUGGAGGAGGAGGGGGAGGAGGAGAGGGUUAGGAUGGAGGAGGAGAAAAGAAUGAUUGAGGAGAGGAAGAGAUUAGAGGCAGAACAGGAGAGAAUUAGAAAGGCUGAGGAGCAAGAACGAGAGAGAAAGAAAGCAGAGGAGGAGAAAAGGAGGAGAGACGAAGAGGAGAGGAGGAUAAACGAGGAGAGAAAUCUAAAAAUGAGAGAACAAGAAAGAAUGAGGCAGGAAGAAGAGGAGAGGCGUUUGGAAGAGGAGGAAAGGAGGCUCAGGGAGGAGGAGGAGAGGAUGAUAUUUGAGGAGGAAAGCAGAAGAACACUUGAAGAGAGACAGCUGCUUGAAGAGAAGAGAAGACAGGAGUUGGAGAGAGUGAGACAGGAAGGAGAGAGAAUGCGACUGGAGGAGGAGGAGAGAACGAGGAAGGAGGAGGAGAGAAUGCGAAGGGAGGAAGAGGAGAGAAUGAGACAGGAGAAGGAGGAGAGAAUGAGACAGGAGGAGGAGGAGAGAAUGAGACAGGAGAAAGAGAGAGUGAGACAGGAAGAGGAAAGAGAGAGACUGGAGGAGGAGGAGAGAAUGAGACAGGAGAAAGAUAGAAUGAGGAAGGAGGCGGAGGAAAGAGUGAGACAGGAGAAGGAGAGAGUGAGACAGGAGGAAGAGGAGAGAGUGAGACGAGAGGAGGAGGAAAGGAAGCGGUUGAAGGAGGAGGAGAUGGGACGAGAGAGAGACAGGUUGGAACAGGAGAACCUGAAGAGCGUACGACAGGGUAAGAGCAGUGCGGCCUUUGGAGACAUCUUCUCCACCAAUCCGUUUGAGGAGAACACAUCCUCCAAUACCUUUGCAGAGACCUCCUCUGCAGACCCCUUCGGUGAGACUACCUCCAGCAAUCCUUUUGAGGAGUCGACACCUGUACCACACGGCCGCUCAGCCAGAGUCAGACCAAGGCCUCAUGCGGUGAAGCCAUUGGGCUCUGUGGAGACACUAGACAGCGAACCUUCCGUGAUUAGUGAUGACACGCAGCUGAAGAAAAAGGUGCCGGAGACGGCGCGGACGGGUCCGUACUCUCAGCUGACUCAGGAGGAGCUGAUUAAUCUGGUCGUCAGGCAGCAGGAGCAGCUGACCCAGAAAGACACUAAGAUCCUGGAGCUGGAGCAGUACAUCGACAACCUGCUGGUGCGAGUCAUGGAGGAGAACCCCGGCAUUUUAAUGGCCAUGAACUCGCUAAAGAAAGCGGUCUAACAGUUUGGUUUCAGAGAGAGAGAGAGAGUUUGGCUGGAUUAGUUACUACACGCUUAGUCUGGAAAUAACUGGGCUAAGUCAGCUAAUCAAAAAGAAAAGAAAAGAAAAAAACAAACCCACAUAACUACGUCACUAUCCUCAAACACUGUAAAAAACUGUGCACUUUCUACUUUCUGUGUUUGUUCCCUGGUCUGUGUGUUAAUACAGGUGCAUUUAAGAGGAGUGAUAUUGAAUAAUGGUUACUGACCCUUACAGUGCUGUUGGGAUUCUGCCCUAUUUACCAGAGGCAGG